Molecule: messenger RNA, 822 nt
Organism: Entrophospora candida
Lineage: Eukaryota; Fungi; Glomeromycota; Glomeromycetes; Entrophosporales; Entrophosporaceae
Source: the annotation of a GenBank genome assembly
AUGUACAAUAAGAUUCAAAAUGUUUCUUCAUCUGCUACUGAACUGGAAGAAGAUGAUCAUACGAUAAAACCACAAUCAGUAAAACUAGAAGACUAUUUUUUUCCCUCUCAUAGACUUAAAACUUGCAUUGAAGAUGGCACGAAAGAGCCUGUAGCAAUCAUUGCAUGUGGCUCAUUUUCUCCAAUAACAUACUUGCAUCUUCGAAUCUUUGAAAUGGCAAAAGAUUAUAUUUUGGAAAACACAAACUUUGAAAUAAUUGGCGGUUAUUAUUCACCAGUGUCAGAUCAUUACCAAGAAGAUGGACUUGCACCAUCUUAUCAUAGAGUUCGCAUGUGUGAGUUAGCUGUGGAAAGGACUUCUACAUGGUUAAUGGUGGAUGCAUGGGAGACCUUACAAGAUACUUAUACAAGGACUGCAUUAGUUCUUGAUCAUUUCAAAGGAGAGAUCAAUGAGAAACGUGGUGGUGUAAUGAUGCCAGAUGGUAAACGUCGCCCAGUUAAAAUCUUACUUUUGGCUGGUGGUGAUCUUAUUGAGUCAUUUAAGAUUCCAAAACUUUGGUUAGAUGAUGAUUUGGACCAUAUUUUAGGUAAUUAUGGAGUUUUGAUAGUAGAAAGAACCGGAUCCGAUGUUUGGGGGUUCUUACUUUCACAUGAUAUGCUUUAUAAACACCGAAAAAAUGUUUAUGUUAUUAAACAAUUGAUUUAUAAUGAUAUUAGUUCAACAAAAGUUCGAUUAUUUGUCAAGCGUGGAAUGUCAAUCAAAUAUUUGCUUCCUAAUUCUGUAAUCAAAUAUAUUCACGCUAACAACCUUUAUAAAACAUAA